UGUGCAUUAUCUAAAAUAUUCUUAGGAUAUCAUCCAAUCUUUAUUUACUUCGAGAUAAGGAUAUAGCUAGAUGGCGUUCCAUGGCUCGUAUACGAUGGCUGCGAUGUGUGUCCGUCGUAGUGAGAAGAGCACGCGGGAUGAGGAUUUGCUCAAACGCUGACGCUUAUCUGCAAUUGUUGCCGCCUGAGCCAUCGAAUAUAAGUACUACAAUGUCCAGUGACUCCUACGAAGUCAAGCCAACCUGCCAGUACUCUCACGAGUCUGUCUUUGCCUCUCAUCACGAUGGACCCUGACCCAGAGGCUUUGAAGGAACUGCCAACACUGGCGACGGUGAAAGAAAAAUCUCAACAGACUCAAGAUUCGAUCUACAAUAUCCGCCCAUGGAACAACAAUCACUUGGAUCGGGCCAUUAGUACUGUGAGCACUAUUGGCGAGGAUGAUGACCCAGGCUUGCGCAGACCUACAGACUUCAAGCAAAGACAGGAUUUCUCCGGCAAAAUGCUUCUUUGGCUCGCAUACCAGUCAAUUGGUGUCAUAUACGGAGAUAUUGGAACCAGCCCGCUCUAUGUCUAUUCGUCUACGUUCACUGAGGCGCCGUCUCGCCAAGACCUCAUUGGAGUGCUCUCCAUUAUAAUCUGGAGUAUUACUAUUAUGGUGACCAUAAAAUAUAUCUUCAUUAUCCUUCACGCGGAUAACGAUGGAGAGGGAGGUACAUUCAGCACAUAUUCCCUGCUCAGUCGCUAUAUGAAUAUCACUCAUCGAGAUCCUCGAGAGGCAUCCCUUGUGCAGAUGAAGAGACACUUGUCAAUUGAUCUCGAGAGCUCCAGCAGAUUUGCUAGACACAGCCUGGAAACGAGCAAGUUCGCGAAGCGCCUACUGAAAGUCGUAGGAGUGCUGGCCGUUACGAUGGUUCUCGCGGAUGGCCUUCUCACUCCCGCUCAAUCCGUGCUGGGUGCCGUCCAGGGAAUUGAAGUUGUUUCUCCAAACAUAUCCAAAGGCACUGUCAUUGGAGUCACGGAUGCUAUCUUGGUCAUCUUGUUCUUGCUACAGCCACUUGGUAUCACGCGGGUUACGUUCGCCUUUGCCCCAAUAGUCAUAAUUUGGCUUGGUUUCAACGCUGCGUUUGGAAUUUAUAACCUUGCUAAAUAUGAUGCUGGGGUCUUCGUCGCCUUCAACCCCGGUUAUGCAUUCACAUUUCUGAUCCGACACGGCGAAUCAGGAUGGAGAAUGCUCAGUGGUACUUUGCUUGCCUUUACCGGAGUCGAAGCUCUUUUUGCCGAUCUUGGUGCUUUCAGUCGUCGGGCUAUCCAGAUAAGUUGGCUAUGCUAUACAUUUCCCUGUCUACUUCUGGCAUAUAUCGGGCAGGCUGCAUACAUCAGUGUGCAUCCAGAGGCAUACUCGAAUCCGUUCUAUAACGCAGCUCCUCCUGGCACCAUAUAUCCUGCGCUUGUAAUUGCUAUCCUAGCCGCUAUAGUUGCGUCGCAAGCAAUUAUUACUGCCACAUUUCAGCUACUAGCGCAAGUGAUGAAGCUUUCAUAUCUUCCGCAAUUCAAGGUUGUUCAUACGUCCGAUAUAUUCCACGGACAGCUUUACAUACCGCUUGCGAAUUGGCUAUUGAUGAUCGGGACGAUACUUGUGGCAUCUAUCUACAACAACUUCGCUAAUCAAGUGCAGACUACAUCUCUUGGAAACGCAUACGGAGUGUGUGUCAUCUUCGUGACCUUCUUCGACACAUGCAUGGUUGCAAUGGUAGCAAUGUUCGUGUGGCGGAAAAGCCCGUACCUUGUCUUCUUGCCCUGGCUUACAAUUGCUUGCUUUGACGGGGCAUACCUAUCUUCGGCACUAACAAAAGUCCCCACUGGCGCAUGGUUCACUCUCGCCGUGGCCACCAUUCUCGCCUUGCUCUUUCUCCUCUGGCGAUUUGGAAAGGAGCAGCAAUGGUUUGCUGAAGCGGAAGAUCGCUUCCCCACGUCGCAUUUCGUGACCAAAGACCAAGAUGGCAGCAUUCGUCUUACAGAUAGAUUCGAUGGUGCACCUUUGAGCACCACUCAAGGUGUGGGGAUAUUCUUUGACAAAGCUGGAGAGACCACUCCUAUCGUCUUUAGCCAGUUCAUCCUGAAGCUCACGACAAUGUUUGAGACGAUAAUCUUUUUUCAUCUACGACCUCUCGAGACUCCAUCAGUCCCUAUAGAUGAUCGCUACACUGUAUCGAAACUUGCAAUUCCAAAUUGCUACCGCCUGGUUGUCCGCUACGGCUACAAUGACGAGAUCAUUUCCCCGAAUCUCGCUAGUACCAUCACUGAUCAGGUCCGCAAGUAUUUGAUCGAGCAUAGACAUACCACUGCUCCGACGGAAGCCAGCACGAGCAUAAGUCAGCUGAGUCGGGACAUAGGCCAGGAUUCGACGAGUGCUGAAGAGUCCCGGACGAUCACUGGCCGAGGGAGGCCGGUCGAUCCGGUAGCACUGCUGGAGAAGGCCUGUGCACAUAAUGUGCUCUAUAUCACUGGCAAGGAGCAGAUGAGAGUCAAGAGGGGUACGAACAUUCUUAGGCGAUUUGUGCUGGAGAUCUUUCUAUGGAUUCGGGACAAUACCCGAGCGAAGAUUGCUUCGUUGGGACUGGGAGCCGAGAAGGUGAUUGAAGUGGGGUUCUUGAAGGAUAUAUGA
Aspergillus vadensis CBS 113365 is the source of this 2664-nucleotide messenger RNA. Its product is annotated as potassium transporter 5. Bases 283 to 2664 code for a protein of 793 amino acids. Gene Ontology annotation, molecular function: potassium ion transmembrane transporter activity. The transcript has 6 exons. NCBI's taxonomy places the organism in Eukaryota, Fungi, Ascomycota, Eurotiomycetes, Eurotiales, Aspergillaceae. Gene Ontology annotation, biological process: potassium ion transmembrane transport. The record is from RefSeq and is a predicted model, not a curated record. Gene Ontology annotation, cellular component: membrane.